Molecule: messenger RNA, 1681 nt
Organism: Mytilus californianus (California mussel)
Lineage: Eukaryota; Metazoa; Mollusca; Bivalvia; Mytilida; Mytilidae
Product: interference hedgehog-like
Exons: 3
Coding region: 109-558 (149 amino acids)
Biological process (GO): axon guidance; homophilic cell-cell adhesion; dendrite self-avoidance
Cellular component (GO): axon; plasma membrane
Molecular function (GO): cell-cell adhesion mediator activity
Source: RefSeq, a predicted model, not a curated record
UAACCUCCUAGUGAUAUUUAUUUAUUGAAUAAGUGUUAAUUUGCAAAAACAGUUACUAGCGUUUGUAUUCUUUAGCAUCUAGCGUCUGCCAGCAUUACAGGUAAUACUAUGUUUAUUCCGAAUGUAACAAGUGAAGCUACUGGUCUUUACACCUGCAUAGCUACUAAUGAUAUCGGAUCCAGUCGGGCCAAUAUAAUACUAGAAGCUAUUUAUGAUUCUCCAAAACUGGUAACUUCUCCACAAGUAUAUUCUGGGCAUGCAGGUAAACCUCAUAAUUUUACCUGCACCGCGACAGGUCAUCCAGUUCCUAAAAUCACAUGGACUUUCUCCUCAUUUUCCCAUCAUAUCAACACGCUUCCUCCACACAAUAUACACAGUAAUGGUGAUGUAAUAGAGCUGGUUGAUAUGCAAAAGUCUGGAAUCCUAACUUGUACAGCCACAAAUGAGUUUGGUGUAGAUAUUGCAAAAACAACAGUAAUUGUUCACCACAGUAAGAACAAUACGUUUGCAUUCCUACAGCCGAAUCCUUAUAGCUGUUCGGUGGUAACUUUGGCUUGAUGUCAACGCCGUUUCAUAUGUGCACGUGUAAACACAAUUCCAUUGGUGAUAUGAGCAAUUUACAUGAAAUAAUUUGAUUUUUAGUGAAAUACAUCAUCAACACAAAAAUUAAGAAAUCAGUUUGCAUAUCAAUAUUUCUUUGAUAGGUAAAAAUGGAUCAAAAGAAAAAUAGAGCAAAUAUUUCGGAUUGAUUGCAUGACAACGUCGGCGACUAAACACAACAAACGUGCAGUAGAAUUGCACAUACAAAAAAGAAGGAGCAAGUCGACAAACAAGACGCCAAAUUUACUUUAGAUAUGAGAGUUAAUUACAAACUGUUUAGUAAUAUCCGUACAUCUAUAACGCCAAUAUGACAAACACGGAAAAUCAAGCACUUACAACAAGAGUCCAGAGCGAUGAUAUUGGGAUGCUAUUGGGUUCCUAGUUUGUAAUAACAUCAAUCUUUGAUGUUGUGAAAUUGUUACCAGAAAAUGUACGAAUUCGUGGAAAUAACAGCUAACUUUCUCACACGAUGGGCAUGGCAAACCUCCGUUUUCAGUAUAAAAGAUUAAAUAACUAGAAGAUGAGAACUAUACUUUAAACACAUAAUUUGUAUGAUUUACCAUUAAGAGAAAUUGUAGACUGUGGUAGGGAGUAAAGCAUACCAAAAACAAAAAUAACUAACUAAUAUCAUUGUAAGGUACAUACAAAAUUAUAUACAGAAAUUUACAAAAAUUAAUGUACGAAUGUGUUAAUAAAUUCAUAGGGUGUGCUUAACACUGUUGACAAACACGCAGACAAAAAGAGAAACAUGAGAGCAAAUUUAUAAUAGAUGAAGAUGGGCAAUAUAUGAAAAUAUGGUUUGAAAAUUGAGAUAACACUAUAUACAUUGAGUGCGCUCGAGGCGCUUUUCUGGAUUUACCAUCACCAGGAUGCUAACAAAAUUGAGAGCAAAUUGUGAUGUGUUGGACUUGAACAUGUGAACUGUGCUAACUAGCCAAUACGAAAGCAUUCAUGUAUGACAAGCAAGAUGAAGUUUUUUAAAAAUGGAAUUUGUAAAUGGCUUACUAACAGUUUUCAAUUCAAUUAAAGUUAUUAUUAUUACAGGCUCAGCAAUAGUAGGAUAAGACAUCAUUAUCCAGUU